AUGGAGCAGCAGAACCAACAACAGCAGCAGCAGCAGCAGCCGCCGCAGCCGCCUCCUGCGGGAGGCGUUCCUGGCCCGACCGGCCGUCGCUUGCACAUUGCUCAUCGUCGAAGCCCCUCGGAGCUGACGCCGUUGAUGAGCAUGUUUGCCAACCCUGGGAUGGAGCAACUUGCUAUUCAGCAACAGAUCGAGCUGCUACAGCAGCAGCAGCAGCAGAUACAGGCUACGCAACAACAAUAUUUGAACAUGGGCAUGAUGCCGCCUGGACAGCUGGGUCCCGGUGGCUUCAACCCCAUGCAGCCGGGCAUGGCCAACAUGGCGGCGCAACAGGGCUUCCAGUUCCCCAACCAGCUUCCACAGCAACAGAACGUCCAAAUGGGUGCCCCGAGCCAGCCCAUGUCACACCGUCGUAAUCAGUCGGCACUUCCCAACAUGGGCAUGGGCCCGCCUCCGGCUCCAUCUUCGGGAGCAUCUGGCUCUACCUUCGGCCAGUUCGAUAACUCGCAGGCCCACGGCAGAGAGAACAACGCCCCUCGAGGAGGGCGAGGCGGCGGUUCUGGAGGCGGCCACCAGCGAAGACACUCCCUAGCACUGGCAGAUGCCAAGAAGGCCGCUGAGAUUGCUCAGCAGAAGCGCACUACAUCCGGCUUCCAGUUUCCCGGGCCCGGAGCGUCUGAUAGCGCUCCCGCCGAGGAGGCGAAGCCCGCUACCACCACUACCACCACCGCCGCCGCCGACACCCCUAUCGCCCAAGGCUCAUCCACCCGAGGUGGCCGGGGCGGCCAUGGACGUAGCCAGAGCAUGGCUGUUGGUGCAAACCCCAGAGGCCAUGGCCGCGGAGGCGAUUCGGUUUCCAUCAAUGCAGGUGGUCACCAAGGCAAUGACUUCACCCGUGGUCGCGGUCAUGCCAGAACCGGCUCACGUAACUUUGAGGGGAACUGGCGCAACCAGUCCCAGAACCAGGGUCAAGAACAGGCCGGCGGUCAGCAGCCCUUCCAGCCCGGCCACCGCUCUCGCGGCUCCGUGAACCAGUCGGUCUCGGGUAUUGGUGCCUUCCAGUACCCUGGCCAGCCCCAGCUGAUGCAGGUUCCCGGUCAGAUGCCCAUGAUGCAGAUGUACCCUGGCCAGCUCAACCCCAUGCAGCUGAAUCAGCUCCAGGCCCUGCAGGCGGCCCAGAUGAACGGACAGCACCUGGUUGGCCUGCAAGGAAGCCAGCACGCGCCCCAGAUGGGCGGUCAGCAGAACCAGCAGCAGCAGAGGAAGACACUCUUUACCCCGUAUCUCCCUCAGGCCACCUUACCUGCCCUCCUAGGUGAUGGCCAGCUUGUUUCUGGCAUCCUACGUGUCAACAAGAAGAACCGAAGCGACGCCUAUGUUUCUACAUCUGACGGCCUUCUCGACGCUGAUAUUUUCAUCUGUGGCAGCAAGGACCGGAACCGUGCCCUGGAGGGAGAUCUGGUCGCCGUCGAGCUUCUGGACGUUGAUGAAGUCUGGGGCCAGAAGCGCGAAAAAGAGGAGAAGAAGAAGCGAAAGGAUAUCACCGAUACUCGUUCCGGGUCAACUGCCGGUAACGCUCAGUCCGGUGCUGGGAAUGGAGAUGAUGCCAACGCUGGCGAGGGUGGCAUCCGCCGUCGCGGCAGUCUGCGACAGCGACCCACGCAAAAGAAGAAUGAUGAUGUUGAGGUCGAAGGCCAGAGCUUACUCCUUGUCGAGGAAGAGGAGAUCAACGACGAGUCCAAGCCGCUCUACGCUGGACAUAUCGUCGCCGUUAUUGAGCGAGUGGCCGGCCAAAUGUUCUCGGGCACACUCGGCCUGCUGCGACCUAGUAGCCAGGCUACCAAGGAGAAGCAAGAAGCCGAGCGGGCAGCCAGAGAUGGAGGUCGGCCCCAGGACAACAACCGACACCAGGACAAGCCCAAGAUUGUCUGGUUUAAGCCGACGGAUAAGCGUGUGCCACUGAUCGCUAUUCCCACCGAGCAGGCCCCGCGUGACUUUGUUGAAAAGCACCAGGAGUACGCUGAUCGCAUUUUCGUUGCGUGCAUUAAGCGCUGGCCCAUCACCUCGCUGCACCCCUUCGGAACAUUGGUCGAGCAGCUUGGCCGUAUGGGUGAUCUUAAGGUGGAGACUGAUGCAUUGCUGCGCGACAACAACUUUUCAUCCGAUGAAUUUUCCGAAGCUGUCCUCAGGAGCGUUGGGCUUCAAGACUGGUCAAUCGCCAAGGAGGACGAGACUGCCAUCAGCACUCGCCGAGACUUCCGGGACGUGACUACGUUCACCCUCGACCUGGCUGGUACUGGAGAGCUGGGAGAUGCUGUCCAUGUCAGGACCGAGUCUGAUGGCAAGAUCGAGAUCGGCAUUCACGUGCCGGAUAUCGCCCAUUUCGUCAAGUCUAACUCACUUGUCGACCGCGAGGCCAAGAAGCGCGGUAUGGCUGUCCACCUUGUGAACCGUACUUGCGCCUUGCUGCCACCACAGAUCGCCAAAGAAGUCUGCACCUUGACCGCGGGUCAGGACCGGCUUACCGUCAGUGUAGUGUUCCGCGUCAACCCCCAGACUGGUGUUGUGGCGGAAGGCGACACCUGGGUUGGCAAGAGUAUCAUUAAGAGCGCUGCCAACGUCACGCUCAAGCAGAUUGAUGAUGCUCUCUCCAAUCAGUCCUUCAAGCACGAUGUUAUCCAAGCAAAGGACAUCCAGAUCCUCAAUGCUGUUGCCCAAAAGUUCCGGGAAGCCCGCCUGGGUUCAGAAGAUGAGCCUAUCGCACCCCUGAGACUGCUCCACCAACUGGACGAUGAGAACAUUCCUAUCCAGCACAAUCUCUUCGACUCGACCCCUGGUACCGAACUCGUCGAAGAGUUGUUGCACAAGGCAAAUGCUUACGUGGCCCAGCGCCUGGUGGAAGGCCUACCCGAAAAGGCGCUGCUUCGUCGUCAAGGCCCGCCCAAUGCCCGCCGUCUCCAGACAUUGGAGGAUCGCAUGAGAGCACUUGGAUACGACUUUGACACUACCAGCAGUGGCUCUGUUCAGAACAGCCUUUUCAAGGUCGAUGACAACGAGAUCCGCAAGGGAAUGGAGACGCUGUUGGUGAAGAGCAUGAACCAUGCCAAAUAUUACAUUGCCGGCAAGACCAACAAGUCCCUGUGGCCCCACUACGCGCUCAACCAACCGCUUUACACCCACUUCACAGCACCUACCCGCCGCUACGCCGACAUUGUUGUCCAUCGUCAGCUCGAGGCUGUAUUGUCCGAAGGGAAGGUGGAAUUCGCUGACGAUAUUGAGAACCUGGUCAAGACUGUCGAAUCUUGUAACACCAAGAAGGAGUCGGCCCAGAAUGCUCAGGAGCAAAGUAUUCACAUAGAGUCUUGCAGAAUCAUGGACAAGAAGCGUCAGGAGGUCAAUGGAGACUUGAUCAGCGAAGGCAUUGUCAUCUGCGUGUACGAAUCUGCCUUCGAUGUCUUGAUCCCAGAAUGGGGCUUCGAGAAGCGAGUGCACUGUGAUCAGUUGCCUCUGAAGAAGGCCGAGUUCAGGAAGGAGAAGCGGGUGCUGGAGCUUUACUGGGAGAAGGGCGUCCCAAGUUCUGCAUAUGUCCCUGAGGAUGAACGCCCCAAGGCUCAUCAGUCGCAGAGAAUGUCGAAUGCCAUGGCUGCCGCCAGGCAGGCCGAGGAAGCCGACAGGGCGAAGAAGGAGCGCGAAGAGGCUGCUCGUAAGCAGACUGAGACUGGCACCAUAUCUACGGACGACGUUGAUGCGUUGUUCGACGACGAUGACGACAACGCUUCUGACGUUACUGAAGCCAUGGCCGGUGCGUCACUGGCCGAGCGACCUACCCAGAGUGUCCCCGGCUCGCCGACUCGAUCCACCUCAAACGCCGGUGUCCUUCACCGCACUAGGUCUGACUCGAAGGUGCCAAUGGCCGAGGCAGUUGAGACUCGUCUGACCAACAAGGAGAAGUAUCUGAAGCAUUUCGCCUUGCGGGAAGAGGGUGGCGAGUAUAUCCAGGAUGUCACCGAGAUGACGAGAGUGCCCAUUAUUCUCAAGACGGAUCUCUCGAAGAGCCCACCGUGCCUCACCAUCCGGUCCUUGAACCCGUACGCUCUGUAA
This is a messenger RNA of Neoarthrinium moseri, 4098 nucleotides long. RefSeq lists its product as uncharacterized. Gene Ontology annotation, cellular component: exosome (RNase complex); P-body. Lineage: Eukaryota; Fungi; Ascomycota; Sordariomycetes; Amphisphaeriales; Apiosporaceae. Gene Ontology annotation, molecular function: RNA binding; 3'-5'-RNA exonuclease activity. Gene Ontology annotation, biological process: mRNA catabolic process. The record is from RefSeq and is a predicted model, not a curated record. The transcript is spliced from 4 exons. Bases 1 to 4098 code for a protein of 1365 amino acids.